This is a messenger RNA of Austrofundulus limnaeus, 847 nucleotides long. RefSeq names its product lipopolysaccharide-induced tumor necrosis factor-alpha factor homolog. Gene Ontology annotation, molecular function: zinc ion binding. Bases 169 to 756 code for a protein of 195 amino acids. Gene Ontology annotation, cellular component: cytoplasmic side of late endosome membrane; cytoplasmic side of lysosomal membrane; nucleus. NCBI's taxonomy places the organism in Eukaryota, Metazoa, Chordata, Actinopteri, Cyprinodontiformes, Rivulidae. The record is from RefSeq and is a predicted model, not a curated record. The transcript has 6 exons.
AUUUUAAACUUUCUUUCCAUUUUAAAGGUCAUGCUACCAUUGGAUCAUUGGCAAUGGGCUUUUAAAACCACUCCGAAGCUCAAUUAGUUGCACCUGGUGGGACUUCAGGUGUAGCUGCUGUUGGACAAAAGCAGAGGGUUUUUUUGGUGGCACUUCACCUAAUGUUAAAUGGAAUCAAAAGCUGAUGAAACCUUACCUACACCUCCUCCUUUCCUUUCAUCAGGAGGGACCGUCUCAGAGCACGGCGUGAGAACAUCCCUCAUCAACUCACCUGUCAGCUCUCCACCACCUCCUCUCUCAUCACUACCAGAGGGUGGGAAGAGGGAUUUUGGAAGACGUUCGGGCGUUUAUUUUGUCAGCUCUCCACCACCUUCUGUCUUCUCCCCACUGCCAGGAGAGACUGCAUCUGUUAACAAUGCAAGCGUCUGGGACAUCCACUCACCCGGUAACCCUCCACCACUUUCCUCCUUGUCACCACUACAAGUUUCUAGGCCUGUGAUUGUGAGCUAUGAGACCAGGCCACUUUACUCUCCAGCACUGGCAACUUGUGCCUCCUGUCAAACCCAAGUCACCACAGAGGUUACCUUCAAAGUCGGGACUUACACCUGGCUCAUGUGUCUUCUGUUUGUGUUGUGUGGGUUGUUUCUGGGCUGCUGCUUGAUUCCCUUUUUUGUGAACCACUUUAAAGAUGCCUACCACACCUGUCCUUCUUGUAAACGUGUUCUACAUAUCCAGAGGAGGCAAUGCUUCAAAUGAAAAGUUGGACAACGACAAAAAAUAAAAUGAAAAAUAAUAAUAAUUAAAAAUAUAUAUUUAACCAGCUUUUAGUCAUGUUUUAUAUGUAAAA